Molecule: messenger RNA, 3206 nt
Organism: Coccinella septempunctata (seven-spotted ladybird)
Lineage: Eukaryota; Metazoa; Arthropoda; Insecta; Coleoptera; Coccinellidae
Exons: 2
Coding region: 336-1895 (519 amino acids)
Molecular function (GO): protein binding
Source: RefSeq, a predicted model, not a curated record
UGCAUGUCCACGCUGAGGAGAAGUCAUUGCAUAACUUAUUUUCCGAGGUUGCGGUUCGGCACUGCAUACGCUACUUGUCACUAGACUUUGAUUCGAUUUCGUCUCUAUAGAGACAAGCGGAAAUAAAGGGACCAAGUGCUAGUUGAAAAUCGAAGCGCAAUAUAGCCUGGCGCGUUUUUUUUGCCCGCGAGUUCAAAAGUGCGCUUUCUGCAUUUCGGGAAGUGUGUAAGGGUGAAUGAAAUUUUGUGAUCGAAAACUAAGCGAAAACUAAGCUUUUCUUAGUCGAAUGAACUUCUCCUUUUUUAAGUCGAACUGGUUAUCCUUAAGUACUCAACAUGAAGUUAUUGGUGCUCAUCAUCCUUAUCGCUGUAUUCCAUUCGGCCACUCCAGCAGCAUUGGUUUCCUGUCCGAAAUUCUGCAAGUGUGAAUUCGAUGAGGGUUCCGUAUACGCAAAAUGUAUUUCACAAAAGUUUUUAACUAAAAUCGAUGAUAAGCAGGCGAACACUAUCGAAAGAUUGGAUCUCAGUAAUACAUCUAUUACAUCGCUAGACAAACGAUUGAAAAAAUUGAAAAACUUGAAAUAUUUAGAUGUCUCCAACAACGAAUUGCAAAACCUCCAACACCUGACAAACCUACAAAACCUCCUGACACUGACUGUAUCUAAUAAUAAGUUGGAAACUGUGCCCGUUUCCGUAUUACCAAAAAAUAUAAGAGAUUUGGACAUAUCUUACAAUUCGAUUUCAGACUUACCAAAGGAUAUAUCUAGUCUGCACAAUCUGAAAACUCUGCAUUUGCAAGGGAACCCUGUAAACUGCGAUGAAACUGCAAUAAAUAGAUAUGUUAAUUUGGUAACACUUAAAGUGAAUAUAACGGAACAUGUGGAAUGCUAUAGUCCAAAGGAUGUGAAUGGAAAAAGAUUGCAAACUUUGAUUGCUGACUCUCUGCUGAACCCAAUGUUGGGCGAUCAAGAAGAGACCAGCGAAAUGGAGGAAGAUCCAGACAAUUCCGAAUUUAUCAAACAUUCCACCGAAAAGCCUGAAAAGUUGGAGAAACCCCCGCAGGAGGAUGAUCUUUUCGAGGGUAGUGGUGAGGAGGGUAGUGGUAACUACGAGAAGGAAGAACCAUCUGCGUGUAUUAUCGAUUGUUCGACUUUCAAACCUUUGGAAAUAAUGAAGGAGAACAAUACUUCUCCUCUUUUGUCGAUCAAAGAACAAGUUGGUAUCUUAUUCGAAGAUUUGUUCGGAAAAGAGCAGGAUCCUACAACAGUUGCCCCUACAUCAACGAAAGAAACUCCAGUUGAGGAAGUUGCCACCAAGAAAAUAGUUCAUGAAGUGUCAGCAACUAAGACAACUAUGAAACAGACUGAAAAAUUAAUAGUCGCAGCUAAAGAGAGCAAGACUUCAGAAGACCCAAAUAAAGCUGCAUUUGACGAAGGAUUAACUUAUUAUCUGAUUGGAACUGUGAUCGUUCUGAUGGUGGUAGUAGCCAUCUUUAUAAUAGUCAAAAAGAGGGUUUCCCAAGGAAAAUCCAGGAGAAGACGCAACUCAAUGACCGAAAACGGGAUUUGUGAAGAGAUGAAACCAUUAGGCAAAUACAGGGAAAUAUCGAAUGGCACUAACAAUGAGCAACAGAAAGAAGACAAUGUGCGUCCUGAGAGGAUUCCGUUGAUAAACGGCCAAAACGGCAAGACUGACCUUCCUAAAGAUUCGAUGGAAGAAUUGGACAUAACAAUGAGGUCGGCAGACAACGAAGAUGGUGCAAGUCCGAAGCCCGAAAGAGUGACCAUCAAAUCCAGUGAGAUUCCUCCCUCGGUCCUCAAAACCCCCCAGCUGGUACAUCGCGAGAUCAAUAGCGAUGGGGAAAUUGUUACCAAACCCCUCGAUGAUAGUUACUGAUUUAGUUCUUAAUCGGUGCGGUCUUUACUUGAAUACCAAUUUAUAAAAUGAAUGUGAUAAUUUUUUGGACUUCUCGUUCCUAUCUUGUUUUAAGAAAUCAACGGAUUGUGCAGAGACUCUUCAGUGACAUUUACGUAGAAGAAUUUAGAUAGUUUGGUGCUUCAGUUCUGCAAGUAACGAGGAGGAAAUGUGAAGCAACCGUUCACUAGAUUCACUGAUUCGUAUUGUGUUCAGUUCUUCGGAAAGUACCGUUGUUACCUUCGAAAUCCCGAAACGUAAUUGUUUUUUUUUUCAGUGCAAAUGUUGGAAGAAGGUGAAGAACUAAAGACAGGAAACGGCUGAUGUUUAGCAAAUUGAAAAAUUCUUCCGAAGUUCGGAGUUUCAUGGGUUUGUUGCUAAUGUGCAUUCGUGAAAGAACUAAAGGCUGAGAAUUAAAAUGGACGUUGCAUUCAGUCCACCCAAUUCAAUAUAUUCAGUAAGACUUAACACUGGAUGUUGUUUUUUUUUUUUACUUGGAACCAUUCAAUUUUCUUUUAUCAAUGACUGUCUGAAUUUGCUCAGAAUCGCAUAUUCACAUACGUGAAUGUUUUUUUCUUUCCACAAUGUGUCAAUAUGUUGUUCUUACUUUUAUUGAAUGGAAUAUUCAUUCAAAUGGAAUGGGAUCCAUUUAAAGUUUUAUAAUUUUGACAUUUCAGAUCAUCAUUCGUUUCUUAGCGUCUUAUUUUCUUUUAUAAUCUGUUUUAUUUUCGUGGAGAUGUUGCUAUUUUCCGUAUGAAACUCAAUUGAUUCCUAUUUCUUCAAUUACAUUCUUUGUUUCUCCUGUUUCUUUGUCACACUUCAUAUAGUGUUUCAUUCAGUAAUAUUCGUUGAUAUAUAUAACUCAAUAUUGUAAGGGUCUUUAUUUUGACGACAGGAAUAUGAGAGUUUCAGAUUUAUAUUGCAGUUCAGUGUUCCAGGCGAACAGUAUUUCUUAUAUAGAAAUAUUAUGAACCAUUUGUUUCCAGAAGAAAACCUCUAGAUUUCAGGUGAAUCAAGGGAAACAUAUUUCAUUGACCAAAAAUGUAGAGAGUAUUACGAAAUUCGAUAAAGUCAUAAUAGUUAAGUCUUCUGAUUUUUUUAUAAUAGUGAAUCAAACAUUUUGUACAUAGACACCAUUUGUGUUAACCUCAGAAAAAGGAUAUGUGUGAGACUUGGGAUGAAAAAAAAAUAGUAAUUUCAUUUUGUCCCGUACACAUUUUUAAACGAAUGUUAUUUAAAAGUAUUUAUGUUAAUGUUAUGAUUGUUGUCAAAAUAUAUUUAUGUCGAAAUUCA